Messenger RNA from Psylliodes chrysocephalus, 1124 nucleotides. NCBI's taxonomy places the organism in Eukaryota, Metazoa, Arthropoda, Insecta, Coleoptera, Chrysomelidae. The record is from the annotation of a GenBank genome assembly.
UCUGUUUGAUAUACAACAGGUAUAGAAGAAAAACUAGGUUAGGUAAUUUUAAUUAUUUUAUUAAUAAACAAAAAUGGAAGAUGGUUAUUGUUGGUUGAUAAAUUUGAUCAACAAAGACAUUGGCGCUAGAAAAAGUUUUUAAUCAAAAUAUGCCUAUCUACAAGUAAAUUAAAAAUCAAAGUGUAAUGGAAACUGUUGCAGAAAGAUUGACAAAAUCUAAAAAUAUGUCAGAAGAAUUGUCUGGUGUUACUGUAGUUAUAAUAAUCGGACUAGGUGUGCUUACCUUUCUAUUAUUAUUUAUAUUCGCAAAAAGGCAGAUUAUGCGUUUUGCUCUGCGAUCAAGAAGAGGGCCUCAUAUACCUAUAGGACAUGAUAGCUCAAAGGUCUUAAAAAGAGAAAUCGAAAGAAGAAUAGAUUUAAUUAAGAAAAUUGAAUGUGAGCCGCGUCUAAUCAGCAAAUCAGAUCCAAGAUAUAUUGUUUGUCCUGGACAGCAAAUUCCUGCACAUUAUUAUAGGUUAAGGGCAGUUGAUGAUGUGAAAGUUUUAGAGCAAGAAAUCACAAAACAAGACAACUGUCUAUAUCGACAUCCUAGUGAAAAUUUAAGAGCUUACCUUCUGACAACCUUAGCAGCUCCAUUAAAUGGUAGUGGACAAAGGUUGAUACAUGAAUUUUGUGAUAUGUAUGAACAUGCCAGGCACGACCCCAACCAUUUUGGAGAUGAAGAUUAUCAGCAGUAUAAUAGACUUCUGUUAAAAUUAAUUGAUGCGGCUAAACUAUUGAAAUCUUACAACACAAGUAGGAAAUCAUCACCAAAUCGUACUCCACAACGAAGGCAUAUAGAAAGAAACCGAAAUCUCCAUGCCCAUUAUACUCCCGAAGAUGAAAUACUUAGCGUAUCAGAACGUAUCGAUUCUAGGCCUACAUCUCUAUCUAUCUUACCUUCCGCAGAUGAUGAAACUUCUGUGUAAUUUAUAUUUUGUAAAAUGUUUAUAUUUUUUACUUUAAGAUUUAAAAAGUAUUUAUUAUAUGUACCUACUAUGUAUGUAAAUACGUGUUUUUAUUUAAUAUCCCCAACAGAAUGCCAAUAAAAGAUUAAAUCAUGAAAAUGUGAUCUUAAGUCGGAG